AUGGCGCGCGGAUCGCUGGUCAAGUGUUUCACCGGUCUCUUGACGUUGCAAAGUGCCUUGGGUACUCCUGUCAAGAGUGGGGAAUCAUGGUCGUCAGACUACCCUUCCAAGCCCAUUCUGAAGGAGGGGGAGUUGGGUGCUGUCGCCUCGGAGAGUGAUAUCUGCAGUCAUAUCGGUAUUGAGUUACUGAAGUUGGGUGGAAAUGCUGCAGAUGCCAUGGUCGGUACUGUAGCAUGUGUAGGCGUUGUCGGCAUGUACCAUUCUGGUAUCGGCGGAGGAGGUUUCAUGCUUGUACGCGCACCAAACGGCACAUAUGAGUUCAUCGACUUCCGCGAGACAGCACCAGCCGCUGCAUUUGAAGACAUGUACAAGAACAAUGAGGACGCCAGCAUCAAUGGCGGUCUCGCUUCUGGAGUUCCAGGUGAAUUGCGUGGGCUUCAACAUCUUCACGAAAAUUACGGUGUCUUGCCAUGGGCCACUGUGCUCACCCCAGCUGUAAAGGUGGCCAGAAAUGGCUGGCGAGUGAACGAAGAUCUGGUCAAGUACAUGGCCUCUGCCACCUCAUCGUCCAACUUCUUGGUCGACGACGUCGAGUUUGCCCUUGAUUUUGCGCCGAAAGGACGUCUGCUCAAGCUCAAUGAGACCAUUACGCGAAAACGUUAUGCCGACACACUCGAGACCAUUGCAAACGACGGUCCAGAUGCAUUCUACAGUGGUCCUAUUGCAGAAGCCACUAUCCGGGCACUCCAAGCUGCCAACGGAACUAUGACCCUCGAUGACCUCUCCAAUUACACUGUGGCCAUUCGCAAGCCAUCUACCAUAAACUACCGCGACUACAAGCUCACAGCCUGUAGCGCACCCUCAGGAGGAGAAGUCGCCCUCGCCACACUUAAGAUUAUGGAAGGCUAUUCCGAAGUCGGCAACCCAGAAAACAUCAACCUAACUACCCACCGCCUUGACGAAAGUAUGAGAUUCGCCUACGGCAUGCGCGCUGAACUAGGCGACCCUCUGUUCCUCGACGGAAUAGACGCAUAUCAAGAGCAAAUGCUCUCUGAAGCUACAGCUAAAGAGAUCCGCUCCAAGAUUUCCGACUCAAAGACUUUCGACGUGGCCUACUACGACCCCGCUGGUCUCGAAUCCCUCGAAACACCCGGAACUAGCCAUAUUGUAACUGCAGACAAGAGCGGCAUGGCCGUCACACUAACGACAACCGUGAACCUACUCUUUGGAAGCAAGCUUGUCGUCCCAGAAACUGGUGUCAUCAUGAACAAUGAGAUGAACGACUUCAGUAUCCCAAACACGACAAAUGCUUUUGGAUACAUUCCGUCGCCUGCGAACUUCAUUCGCCCUGGAAAACGCCCUCUUUCAUCCAUCUCCCCUGUAAUCGUUGAACAUCUAAACUCGUCAUCCAUCGCGAGCGCUUUUUACGUCGCUAUUGGUGCUGCGGGUGGCAGUCGUAUCAUCACAGCUACCAUCCAGAACCUGAUCCAUAUCUUGGAUGGAAAGCUGACAACGGCAGAGGCGCUAGCUGAACCAAGAAUUCAUGAUCAGUUGGUGCCUGCCCAAGUGAGCUUUGAGUAUGGAUUCAACAAUGGAACCACGGCUUUCUUGAAGGAGCUGGGAAGUAAUGUUACCUGGGUCGCGCCUGGUUCAAGUACAGCACAGGGUUUGAGACGCUUGACAAAUGGAACGUUCGAAGCUGCUGGUGAGCCUAGACAGAAGAAUAGCGGUGGAUUUGCUGUUUAG
Molecule: messenger RNA, 1746 nt
Organism: Alternaria postmessia
Lineage: Eukaryota; Fungi; Ascomycota; Dothideomycetes; Pleosporales; Pleosporaceae
Exons: 2
Coding region: 1-1746 (581 amino acids)
Biological process (GO): glutathione catabolic process
Cellular component (GO): plasma membrane
Molecular function (GO): glutathione gamma-glutamate hydrolase
Source: RefSeq, a predicted model, not a curated record